Messenger RNA from Lachancea lanzarotensis, 333 nucleotides. It is a transcript of the gene BLS1, whose product is annotated as LALA0S03e06788g1_1. Bases 1 to 333 code for a protein of 110 amino acids. NCBI's taxonomy places the organism in Eukaryota, Fungi, Ascomycota, Saccharomycetes, Saccharomycetales, Saccharomycetaceae. The record is from RefSeq and is a predicted model, not a curated record. The transcript has a single exon.
AUGUCAGUAUCCUCACGCCAGGCCCAAUUAGAUCGCGAGAUUAAUAGAAUCAUCAAAUGUCGCACUGAUACUGCCGUUUCGGAAGCGCAACGAGAGAUUGAAACCAACCAUGCAUCGAUCAACGAAACACAACUCAAGAAGCUGAUGGACUUGCAUGACAAUGUCCUACAGAACCGAGGUGCUCUACCUUUGCAAAAGCUGUAUAAUAAAUACAGCCAGCUGAAUCUUCAGGAAGGGGAUCUUCAAAACUGGGCAGAGCUGAUGGAUCGCAAUUUGAGGGUUUUGGAAGCUACUGUGGAAAAAGCUAAGGCCAAUAGACGAGAAGAGUUGUGA